This is a messenger RNA of Cynara cardunculus var. scolymus (artichoke), 2236 nucleotides long. Its product is annotated as zeaxanthin epoxidase, chloroplastic. Gene Ontology annotation, cellular component: chloroplast; membrane. The record is from RefSeq and is a predicted model, not a curated record. Gene Ontology annotation, biological process: abscisic acid biosynthetic process. Gene Ontology annotation, molecular function: FAD binding; protein binding; zeaxanthin epoxidase activity. NCBI's taxonomy places the organism in Eukaryota, Viridiplantae, Streptophyta, Magnoliopsida, Asterales, Asteraceae. The coding region runs from base 28 to 2034 and encodes 668 amino acids. The transcript is spliced from 16 exons.
AGUUUGAAUUCUUGAACCUGUUCAAAAAUGGCGAAUUGCCAUGUAUUUUGCAGCUCAAUCAACCCAACAACAACACUCCACUCAAAAACCCAGUUCCCAAUCGAAUUCCUUCACUCAGUUCACUCAAAAAUCCAUCAUCCCAAAUGUAAAGAAAGUGGGUCGUCGUUCAAGAAGAUUAGCCUUUCUUCGAAAGUUAAAGCGGUAGCGAUGGAAGCGCCGCCGCGGGAGACGGCGGAGCAGGGUGGGGGUUCUUUGGGUGAGAAGAAGAAGAACGUAAGAGUACUGGUGGCAGGCGGUGGGAUUGGGGGGCUGGUGUUUGCUUUGGCGGCAAAGAGGAGAGGGUUUUCAGUGGUGGUUUUUGAGAGAGAUUUGAGUGCGAUUAGAGGUGAAGGACAGUAUAGAGGUCCGAUUCAGAUUCAAAGUAAUGCUUUGGCUGCUUUGGAAGCCAUUGAUGUGGAGGUUGCUGAUGAAGUUAUGAAGGCUGGUUGCAUCACUGGUCAAAGGAUUAAUGGAUUGGUUGAUGGUGUUUCUGGUAAUUGGUAUAUCAAGUUUGAUACAUUCACUCCUGCAGUGGAACGGGGCCUUCCAGUUACCCGAGUUAUAAGCCGAAUGACCUUACAAAAGAUUCUAGCCGAUGCUGUUGGAGAAGAUAUCAUUUUGAAUGGUAGCAAUGUAGUAAACUUCGAAGAUCAUGGUGACAAGGUUUCUGUGACUCUUGAAAAUGGAGAACAAUUCGAAGGCGAUCUUCUAGUUGGUGCCGAUGGAAUAUGGUCAAAGGUACGAAAGAAUUUGUUUGGGCCGAAGGAUGUCACAUACUCGGGCUACACCUGUUAUACUGGGAUUGCUGAUUUUAUACCCGCUGAUAUCACUAGUGUUGGGUAUCGGGUGUUCUUAGGACACAAACAAUACUUUGUUUCUUCUGAUGUUGGUGGCGGAAAGAUGCAAUGGUAUGCAUUUCACAACGAACCAGCUGGUGGUUCUGAUAAAGCCGAUGGUAAAAAGGAACGAUUACUUGAAAUCUUUGGAGGUUGGUGUGAUAAUGUGGUGGAUUUGUUGCUUGCCACGGAUGAAGAUGCAAUUUUAAGGCGAGAUAUAUAUGAUCGCACCCCAAAAUUUACGUGGGGAAGGGGUCGUGUAACCUUGCUUGGAGACUCGGUCCACGCAAUGCAGCCUAACUUGGGUCAAGGAGGGUGCAUGGCAAUUGAGGAUAGCUAUCAACUAGCGCUUGAGCUUGAUAAAGCGUGGAGGCAAGGCACCGAGUCAGGAGCUCCUAUAGAUGUCGUUUCUUCUCUAAGGAGAUAUGAAGAUGCCAGAAGACUUCGAGUUGCAGUUAUUCACGGAUUGGCAAGAAUGGCUGCAAUAAUGGCCUCAACUUACAAGGCUUAUUUGGGCGUCGGGCUUGGCCCAUUGUCGUUUUUAACAAACUUCAGAAUACCGCAUCCUGGACGAGUUGGUGGAAGAUUUUUCAUUGAUAUUGGAAUGCCAUUGAUGCUUAGUUGGGUUCUUGGUGGCAAUGGCUCAAAGCUUGAAGGGAGACCACAACAAUGCAGACUUACUGAUAAAGCAAACGAUGAACUGCAAAACUGGUUUAGAGAUGAUGAUGCUUUGGAGCGUGCUCUUAGUGGCGAUUGGUUUUUGCUUCCGGUUGGAAGUCAGAAUGCUGAUUCCGCGCCUAUCUCAUUAAGCCGUGACGAGAAAAUACCCUGCAUUGUUGGGAGCAUACCACAUACGAGUAUUCCUGGAAAUUCGAUAGUCAUCUCGUCACCAGAGAUUUCAAAACUACAUGCUCGAAUAAGCUGCAAAGAUGGCGCCUUUUUUGUGACGGAUUUAAGGAGUGAAAAUGGUACCUAUAUCACCGAUAACGAGGAUAGGCGAUAUCGGGUUCCUCCAAACUCCCCAGCUCGUUUUCAUCCAUCAGAUGUCCUCGAGUUUGGCCCAAAUAAGAAGGUAGCAUUUCGGGUAAAAGUGAUGAGAUCGCCACCACCAAAGAUUGCGGAGGAGGAGGAUGGGAGUCGGAUUCUCCAGACGGCAUGAGAAUUUUUCGACCCAAGAAUGCGGGUUUUCCGAUUAUACUAUUAUGUGAAAAUUGUACAGCAUUGUAGCAUUUACACAGACAACAACACACAAAAGGGCUAGAGAUUUUGGGCUUUUUUGAAUUUGUAGCAAGUUGUGAAUUCUAGUAAUGUAUAGAUACAUAUAAAGAUGUUGCAAGAAAUGAAAACCAUUUUUGCUGCCA